AUGGCGUACGACAGCAACCGCACAACCGGGCGGACCGCCAACCUGCACGAUGAAUCCGAUGUCGAAGAGGAAGCUCUUGUCAACGACUACCGCGAGCAGGUGCAUUUUGACGAUAGCAUGAGUGAGCUGGACCGGACGACGUCGCUGGGUGCCGGAUCGCAAACGCAGGAUAUACAGGCACAGCUAGUAGCGGCGGCCACACCGCUGGAAUUCCAGGCGACGCUGGAGACGAAGUUUGCGAGCUAUGAUAGCUAUUGUAGCCUGUUUCAUUAUAUAUUGAAUUCGGAUGGGCCGGUUGAUUUGGAUGUUCCUACUUAUUUCUGGGCGUGGGAUGUGAUUGACGAAUUCAUCUAUCAAUUCGAGUCGUUUUGCCGCUACCGAAACCGCGUUGCUCGCACUGGAUCAAGUGAAGAAGAAGCACAGCUCCUGAAGGAGAACCCGAACACAUGGGGAUGCUACUCUGUUCUCAAUGUUCUCUACUCACUGAUCCAAAGAUCCCAAAUCAACGAACAGCUUGCAGCUAUCAAACGUAACGAAGACCCCACAGCCGUUGCUGGAGAGUAUGGGAACCGGCCCCUCUACAGAAUGUUGGGAUAUUUCUCCAUCAUCGGGCUGCUCCGCGUCCACUGCUUGCUUGGCGACUUUAGCCUCGCGCUCAAGACACUUGAUGACAUCGAGAUGAACAAAAAGGCCAUGUUUGCCCGCGUCAUGGCCGCCCACUUCACAACAUACUACUACGUCGGCUUCUCGUACAUGAUGAUGCGCCGUUACGCCGACGCCAUCCGCAUGUUCAGCCACAUCCUCGUCUACGUGUCGCGUACCAAGAACUUCCAGAAGGGCAGCAACAGCUACGACGCCAUUGCCAAGAAGAACGACCAGAUGUACGCGCUGAUCGCCAUCUGCGUCGCCUUCCACCCCACCCGUCUCGACGACACCAUCCACUCCGCCCUCCGCGAGAAAUACGGCGAGAAAUUCAUCCGCCUCCAGCACGGCGGGCCCGAAGCGCUCCCGCUCUUCGAAGAGCUCUUCCGCUCCGCCUGCCCCAAAUUCAUCAGCCCCACCCCACCCGACUUCGACAACCCAGGCAUGAACAUUGACCCAGUCGACCACCAAACGGCCAUCUUCAUGGACGAGGUCCGCAACACCCUUUAUAACCCCACCGUCAAGUCCUAUCUCAAACUCUACACGACGAUGGAUCUGAAGAAACUAGCGGGCUUCUUGGACGUGGAGCCGCAGCAGCUGCGCUCGUGGUUGCUUGUUAAUAAGCAGCGCAGCCGACAGAUCCGGUGGUCGGAUGGCGGGUUGUUGGAAGGUGAGGUUGUCAAUGCGAAUGACCUGGACUAUGCCAUUGAGGGCAACUUGAUUCACAUUAGUGAGGCAAAGGCGGGGAGGAGACUGGUAGAUUGGUACUUGCGAAAUCUGGCACGCACGUACUAA
Blastomyces dermatitidis ER-3 is the source of this 1437-nucleotide messenger RNA. RefSeq names its product eukaryotic translation initiation factor 3 subunit L. The coding region runs from base 1 to 1437 and encodes 478 amino acids. The record is from RefSeq and is a predicted model, not a curated record. Gene Ontology annotation, cellular component: eukaryotic translation initiation factor 3 complex; cytoplasm. The transcript is spliced from 2 exons. Gene Ontology annotation, biological process: translational initiation. Gene Ontology annotation, molecular function: translation initiation factor activity. NCBI's taxonomy places the organism in Eukaryota, Fungi, Ascomycota, Eurotiomycetes, Onygenales, Ajellomycetaceae.